Molecule: messenger RNA, 1710 nt
Organism: Bombus impatiens (common eastern bumble bee)
Lineage: Eukaryota; Metazoa; Arthropoda; Insecta; Hymenoptera; Apidae
Gene: cGlr1
Exons: 11
Coding region: 347-1630 (427 amino acids)
Source: RefSeq, a predicted model, not a curated record
UAUCCUAUAUGAAAUUAGCAAAGUGAUCUAGACAUUCGAAUCAGUUAAGGACUACGAUAUUAUUAAAAAAUGAAUUUCAACUGAUAUCUGUCUUAUUAAAAAAGAGUGUAUAUCUCUAUUCUUCGAAUCGCUUUUCAAUCUCAUUGACAUUGCCGAUAACAGCGUAUAAAUCGCGAAGCAAAGCUAAACUUCCGUAGUAGUAACUUCGACAGUGAAUUCAUCGGUUCUGAAUUCAAAGCGAUUAGUAAUAUUCAAAAGGAGGGAUUUACAUAUUACAAAUCAAACGCGUCAUAUAUUUCCAUUGUUUCUUUUUCCAAAAAGAAAAACACAUUAAUAUAUCUUUAAGAUGCAAAACGCGGAAAUGAAGAAGUGUCUUCAAAGUGAUGAAAUAAUCAAAAUAUGUAACAUGUUCAUAUCGCUACAAAUUGAGGAGGUAAAGAAAGUUAACGAACAGUUACGACCAGUAAUUGAAACGCUAAUAAAUCAUAUGAAAUCAGAGGAUUCACUGUUUGAAAAAAUGUACCAACAAAUUAUUUUCUGUGGUAGCUUCUAUAAAGGUACAAAAAUAGAGGCACCAAAUGAAUUUGAUCUCAACGUUACUUUAAAGCUCCCUAUCAACUAUAAUUACAUAAAUUAUUUGUCAGAUCGAGCAGGUUUUGUAAAAAUAAUUAUAGGAGAUAAUGUGCAAGCACGUAAUACAUAUACAUAUAAAAAUCUUACAAAUAAAGAAAUGAGACAACUUAACAAAUUAAUAUAUAAUAAUUUCGUGGAUCCAAAUGCAUUUCGUUUCUGGAUUAAAGGAAUUAUAGACAAAGUUUUCAACAAGCUACAGAAGGUUGAAGAUAGAUACAGAUUACUAAUAAAUAAUUCUUAUAUAGUAAAAAUUAAAAAAAGUGAAAGUGGGCCUGCAAUCACAUUAAUAGUGAAUAUUCCACAUAAAACUGAGGACAUAUGUGUUGAUUUAGCACCAUCCUUACCUUUUGAUAUAAAUAUCAUUCCAAGAUAUAUUACAAAAUUUGAUGAACUUGGAAGGUGUCGAAAUAAAAACUGGUUUGCAAUCCCAGUACCAGUACGUACUGAUUGUAAUGAUAGUGAUUCUAGUUUGGCAUCCCUUUAUUGGAGAACUGCUUUUAGUCUUCAAGAAAAUGAAAUCCUUGCAAGAUAUGGUCGUGUAAAACAAGUUAUACGUUUACUGAAGAAAUUCAGAAAUACACAAAAGAUGAAGAGUAUAGCAAGCUAUUACAUAGAAACUACAUGUUUAAACAAACUGACAGAAAUAAAUAUGAGCAUCAAUACAAUAUCUUUGGCAUAUUUCUUUUUUGAAAUGCUUAAAGAAUUACAACAUGUUUGUGAGCAAGGGAAGCUAGACUAUUAUUGGAAUGAAAAGUACAAUUUAUUAUCCAGAAUUAGCCAGAUGGAAAUGUAUAAUAUAGCUCGACGUUUAAAAAACAUCAUUAAAGAUAUUGAAAAGAAUGCAACGGAUAAAUAUAUAUUGGCCAAAUAUAUUUUAACCUCGGAAGAAUUAUUGUCAUUAAAGAAUAACAUAAAUAACCCAGGUAACAUAAUUCCAACUGACGAGAGAAACAAUGAUACAGACCAAACAAAUCAGACCAGUUGUGUAAUCUUCUAAUUUUCCUGCGCGUUUAUCAGACCAGUUCGUAAUUAAACGUGUUUACAUUUUGUUUUCUUAAACAUGAAGUCUUAAAUGAA